AUGUCUGUGGCUGACCUAACCACAUCCCCUGUUACUUCUACAUAUACAAAGACAAGCAGUCGCUUACACUCUCCACAGCUUUCUCUCUCAUCAACCCGUCUCUCUGUUCACUUUAGUCGCUCGCCUAGACCUAACCCUCGAGCCCAAAACUUCAAGAUCACUUGCUCUGUCAAUCAAGUUCCAGCCCCAGUUGCAGUUCAGACUGAAGAAGCCAAAAGCAAGUCUGAAUGCUUUGGUGUUUUCUGCCAAACAUAUGAUCUCAAAGCUGAAGAGGAGACAAAAUCAUGGAAGAAAUUAAUUAAUGUAGCGGUUUCAGGUGCUGCUGGGAUGAUAUCUAAUCACUUACUUUUUAAACUUGCAUCUGGUGAGGUUUUUGGCCCAGAUCAGCCAAUUGCGUUGAAACUACUUGGAUCUGAAAGAUCAUUCCAAGCUCUUGAAGGGGUAGCAAUGGAACUUGAGGAUUCCUUGUAUCCAUUGUUGAGGGAGGUGAGUAUCGGAAUAAAUCCUUAUGAGGUGUUCGAAGAUGUAGAAUGGGCUCUUCUGAUAGGAGCAAAGCCGCGAGGGCCUGGGAUGGAACGUGCUGGCUUAUUAGAUAUCAACGGGCAGAUUUUUGCUGAGCAGGGAAAGGCUCUCAAUGCUGUUGCGUCUCGUAAUGUCAAGGUGAUAGUAGUUGGCAACCCUUGUAACACCAAUGCAUUAAUUUGUUUGAAAAAUGCUCCAAACAUACCUGCAAAGAAUUUUCAUGCUUUAACAAGGUUGGAUGAGAAUAGGGCAAAAUGCCAGCUUGCCUUGAAAGCAGGUGUUUUCUAUGACAAAGUGUCAAAUAUGACGAUAUGGGGCAAUCACUCAACCACUCAGGUUCCGGACUUUCUAAAUGCUAGAAUCAAUGGUAUACCUGUCAAGGAGGUUAUCAAGGAUCACAAGUGGUUAGAGGAAGAGUUCACCGAGAAGGUUCAGAAGAGAGGUGGAGUGCUGAUUCAGAAAUGGGGACGGUCUUCAGCUGCAUCAACUGCUGUGUCGAUUGCUGAUGCCAUGAAGUCCCUAGUAACUCCCACCCCUGAGGGUGAUUGGUUUUCUUCUGGAGUUUAUACCAGUGGGAAUCCUUAUGGUAUAGCACAGGAUAUAGUUUUCAGCAUGCCUUGUAGAUCAAAAGGAGACGGUGACUAUGAACUCGUCAAGGACGUUACAUUUGAUGAGUAUCUUCUCAAGAGAAUUGCUAAGUCUGAAGCUGAAUUGCUAGCUGAGAAGAGAUGUGUGGCCCACCUCACAGGAGAGGGUGUUGCAUUCUGUGAUCUACCAGAAGACACGAUGCUUCCUGGGGAAAUGUAAUAAAAGUCGCUCACAGUUCUUGCUUGCUGGAAUUCUUCUUACAGCUACUGAAAUGGAGCUCGUGGAAUAGAAACCAGAUGAUGUAAUUAGAUCGUUACUCAAAAUGAUCCGGCACAGCCUUAGCUGGUAAUACCUCGUAGUAUGUCCAGUUUGUAACUUUUAGUUUACAAAUCAUUGCUGUUGUUGGGUCUUGAAGAUCCGAUGGUCAUUGCAAGAUGUACUUUAAUAUUUCCUUUAUUGAUAUAGAUACUUGUGCUUCUACAA
Populus trichocarpa (black cottonwood) is the source of this 1593-nucleotide messenger RNA. RefSeq names its product malate dehydrogenase [NADP], chloroplastic. The record is from RefSeq and is a predicted model, not a curated record. The transcript has 14 exons. Bases 1 to 1329 code for a protein of 442 amino acids. Gene Ontology annotation, molecular function: L-malate dehydrogenase (NADP+) activity; L-malate dehydrogenase (NAD+) activity. Gene Ontology annotation, biological process: oxaloacetate metabolic process; tricarboxylic acid cycle; malate metabolic process. Lineage: Eukaryota; Viridiplantae; Streptophyta; Magnoliopsida; Malpighiales; Salicaceae.